This is a messenger RNA of Bombus pascuorum, 2518 nucleotides long. RefSeq names its product telomerase reverse transcriptase-like (gene Tert). Gene Ontology annotation, cellular component: telomerase catalytic core complex. The record is from RefSeq and is a predicted model, not a curated record. NCBI's taxonomy places the organism in Eukaryota, Metazoa, Arthropoda, Insecta, Hymenoptera, Apidae. The transcript is spliced from 9 exons. Gene Ontology annotation, molecular function: telomeric repeat DNA binding; telomerase RNA binding. Gene Ontology annotation, biological process: telomere maintenance via telomerase. Bases 193 to 2433 code for a protein of 746 amino acids.
UAAGCACGUGUUACCGGUAUUUCAUUGGCGAGGAGUUAAUGCGCAUAUGCAUGUAGAUAUUUUUUUAAUCUUAAUCAAGCAGUUUGUAUACCUUGAUACCAGUGUUUGAUAUUUGGACUCCUUUUAUAUUAAGAAAUAUCGGCAGUUUACUGAUGUAAACAAUACUGACGUUUUAAUUAUAAAAUACAAGCGAUGGAUCAUUUUACCACACAAAGUGCAAAAAAUCAUUCAACUCAAAUAAAAACUAAGACUAAAACAAAAAAAAGGAAAAUGUUUCCUAGAAGAAAUGUGUAUCAUAAUUUACAGUAUAUGAAGAAAGAAUUAACUAUUUCUUUGUAUAAUACAUCUUCAUGUUUACCAAGUUAUAAAAGUUAUACAAGUUUGAAACAAUGUCUUUUCAACAAGGCUGAGACUGGAAAAGAAAUAUAUCAGUUUAUUCUAGAAAGAACUAUGAAAAAUAAUAUUGUUGCUGAUUAUGAAGGUUCUAUUCCACUUGUUUCUCCGCUUUUAGAGCAAUUUAAAAAGAGACAUACAAAAUUUCAUUAUUUUAGUGUUAUGAAGCAUUUAACCCAGAAACAAGAAUCCAGUGAAGUAACGUCAGAAUGCGAAUAUCAGGUUAAUAAGAAGCAAUUAAAGUUAUUUUUUGAUCUUAUAUUCUCUAAAGUAAUUCCUCUGGAUCUGUUUGGAAAGUUACGGAAUUUAAAAAAAAUAAAACUAGCUAUGUUUCACUUACUGGACACACCAUGCUUUAAAUCAUUUAAUUUGACACCUUUUAUUGAAAAAUUAGAUAUCUCUAGUAUUACAUGGCUGCAAGGUAUUAAAACUACAAGGAUACAAUGGUACAUUAUAGCAAAACUUGUAAAAUGGCUUUUUGUUGGAUUUCUUUUAAAGAUAUUAUACACUUAUUUUCAUAUGACAUUAGCUUCUAAAAAUAAUGAAAGAUUAUAUAUUAUGCGUUCAAUUUGGAACUCCAUUCAAAGGAAAUUUAUUAAGAAAGGAAAACGUUCAAAUACCUUGCAACCUGAUAUUAACUAUAAGGGAUGGAAGCCACCAAUAGGCAGAUAUGUAUUGAUUCCUAAAAAUUCUGAUGUGCGACCUAUAUUUAAGCCAGAGUACGUUAAACCAAAAUAUUAUACCAUUGACCAUAAGAAUCCUGAGACAAAUCAUUUGAAUCUAAUAUUUAAAUUUUUAAAACAAUUGCAUACUACAAUAUAUGGAAACACUAAUUUUGGAAACGAAUGGGAAUCAAUUGUUCAACAUAAACGUAAUGAAGGAACAACACAUUUAUAUUUUGUGUCUUGUGAUGUAACAAAUGCUUUUGGUUCUAUAAUACAAGAGGAAUUAUAUAACAUUAUAAAAUCACUCUGUAAAGAUCUUCCUGAAAAUUUGAUACUCAAGUAUUAUGCAGUUAAAAGUAAAAAAUUUGUGGAGGAGAUUGUAUGUUAUAAACAAUAUUUCUCUGAUCCAAAUUUAUUAUUACCUUUAGUACCUGGUACAUUAUAUUCAAAUACAAAUAUGAGAUGGCAACAAGUAAAAAAAAAAUGGCUAUUAGAAAAAAUUUCACAAGUUAUUUUUCAACAAAGAGUAAAAAUAAAUGAAGAGGUUCAUGUUAUAACAAAAGGAGUUGUUCAAGGUGCAAUUACAUCAUCAGUUUUAUCAGAUAUAUAUUAUAAUUUUGUAUUACAUAAAGCAAUGUCAACAUACUUAACAAGUGGAAAAAUUAUAAAAUAUGUAGAUGACAUUUUAUAUGUCACUAAAAGUGAAAGUGUUGCAAGACAAUUUUUACAACUUACAAAAGAAGGAAUCCCACAGUAUAAUUGUUACUUUAAACCGUCAAAGACUCGUACUAAUGUUGUGGCUUGCGAUGGAAACAUAGCUGUGGACAAUAUUGCUUACAUUGGCUAUGAAAUUAAUUGUACUACUUUAGAAGUAGAAUAUAAACAUUCACAUACCAAUUUCAGUCAUGCAAUAAAAGUUUCUAAAAAGGAUGAUUUACCUCCUCUAGUAUAUUUAAGAAAGCGGUUAAGUAAUAUAGCACGUUUGAAAUUAUCAAAAUUUAUUUUGAACAGAACAAUUAAUUCUGAAAACACUAUAAUGAGAAUCAUAAAACGAGCAUGCUUAUUACAGGCAGAAUAUACUCGCUUUUUGAUAAAAGAGUUAUUUGAUAAUAAGCCAAGAAAUAUCCAAGAUAUACUUUUAGUUAUGCAAAAUAUUGAUAAACGAAUUGCAAGACACAUUAUAAAAACAUCUUUAAUAGGUGAGAUAGAAACAAUAGAUAAAUCAAGUUUCAAAAAAUGGAAUCACAAAAUUUUACACAUCUUAUGGAUGUCUUACAAAACAGUCUUUAUGAAGGAUAAAAUUUUACAACCAAAAUUUAUUAGAUACUUUUCACAACGUAAAAAAAUACAAGUAAACAAAUCUCAUAAAUUAUAAUAUCAUUCCAAUAUAUUUAUAUAUUCUAUAUUUCUAUUUUUAUAAAAUUAUAUGUGCAGUAUUAAAUAUAUGAAUUUACGAAAUA